This is a messenger RNA of Falco peregrinus (peregrine falcon), 3220 nucleotides long. RefSeq names its product neuronal pentraxin receptor (gene NPTXR). The transcript is spliced from 5 exons. Lineage: Eukaryota; Metazoa; Chordata; Aves; Falconiformes; Falconidae. The record is from RefSeq and is a predicted model, not a curated record. Bases 254 to 1699 code for a protein of 481 amino acids.
CGGGGCGGGGGCGGCGGCGGCGGCGGGGGCGGUGCGGGGAGCGCGGCGCCGCCCGGCACAUAUAAGCGCGGCGCGCCGGGGCCCCGGCGCCGGUGUUGCUGCCGGUACCGUCCUUCCUCGCCGGCUCCCUCCGGGCCGCCGCCCGCCAUCCCUCCGUCCCUCCCCGCCCGCUUUGUUUUCUCGCCGUCCGCGGGCUCGGGCCCCCCACGCCGCUGCCACCCUGAAGUUUCUGGCGGUGCUGCUGGCGGCGGGCAUGCUGGCUUUCCUGGGGGCCAUCAUCUGCAUCAUCGCCAGCGUCCACCCGGCCGGUACCGCCGCGCCCGCCGCCGCUGCCGCCGACAAUGACUCGGCCGCCGCCGCCCUCCUGCCCGCCGCCGACAAGGGGCUGGGAGCGCUGCACGGCCCCGCCGAGGCUCUGGCCAGCGCCGGGCCGCGCCUGCCGGGGGGGCCGCCGCCGCCGCUCUUCAGCCGCUUCGUCUGCACGCCGCUGAGCGCCGAGUGCCCGGCCACCGGCACCGGCCCCGCCGCCGCCGCCGGCCCCGAGGAGCUGCUGGCGCUCCGCAGCGCGGCGGCCCAGCUGCGCCGCACGGCGCUGGAGCAGAAGGAGCGGAUCCGCAUGGACCAGGAGACCAUCCGGGAGCUCACCGGCAAGCUCAGCCGCUGCGAGGGCGGCCUGCGGACCCCUCCCGCCGCCGCCCCCCCCGCCGCCGGGCUCCGCGCCGCCCCGCGUCCCGGUACCAUGGGCCACCCCCCUGCCGAGCCGCCCGCCGUGCGGGAGCUGGAGGAGGCCGUCCGCACCCUCCAGGACCGCAUCGACCGGAUCGAGCAGGAGCUGCCACCCCGCACCAACGGCUCGGCACCCACUGCCCCAGCGCUCACUCGCGAUGCCCUCCACACCAAGAUGGAGCAGCUGGAGGAGCAGCUCCUCUCCAAGAUCCUGACUUUGCAGAAGGAGCGCCAGGCUGCCAGCACUGACCGCAGCCAGCAGCAGCAUGACAUCGAGAAGGAACUGAAUUCCCUCCAGAACCGGGUGACAGAGCUGGAGCACGGACCACCAGGCUACAGCCCUCCCGAUGCCUUCAAGGUGACCAUCCCAGUGCAGAAUAACUACAUGUAUGCCCGCAUGAAGAAGAGCCUGCCUGAGCUCUACGCCUUCACCAUCUGCAUGUGGCUGAAGUCCAAGGCCCUGGCAGGGCUUGGCACCCCUUUCUCCUACUCUGUCCCAAGCCAAGCCAAUGAGAUCGUGCUGCUGGAGUGGGGCAGCAACCCCCUGGAGCUGCUCAUCAAUGACAAGGUUGCCCAGCUGCCACUGAGCCUGAAGGACAAGGCCUGGCACCAUGUCUGUGUGGCAUGGACCACCCGGGAUGGCAAGUGGUCAGCGUACCAGGACGGUGAGCAGCGAGGUGCUGGUGAGAACCUGGCCUCCUGGCAUGCCAUCAAGCCCCAGGGUGUCGUCAUCCUGGGCCAGGAGCAGGACACGCUGGGUGGCCGCUUUGAUGCCACCCAGGCCUUCGUGGGGGAGCUGGCGCAGUUCAGUGUGUGGGACCACAUGCUGGCACCAGCAGAGAUCCUGGGCUUGGCCAACUGCACCUCCCACCUCCAAGGCAACGUGAUCCAGUGGGACGACCAGGCGGUGGAGGUCUUUGGGGGUGCCAGCAAGGGGGACUUCGCUGCCUGUGAGGAAGGGAGGAAGGCAUGAGCAGCCCCUCACCCGCUCUGCAGCGCCAAGGAGCCCAGUGGCAGCCCCGAAGCAGGGAGCCCCUUUCUCCCCUCCCAGACUACCAAGCCUCAUCAGGGCGAUGCUCAAGCCCCCCGCGCUGGUGUCCUGGGAGGGAGGGGUUCCCCUGGCAUCCUCCUUCUUGUCCCCACGCUGGUGGCGCGGCUUGUCCCCCGUCCUGGCAUGCCUUCCCCUGGGUGUUACCCUGCGACGCUUCUGUUUCAGGAGGACACCACCAUACCCACAGGUGUCUCUGGUACAGCGAGGCUCCCCACUUUGUCAGCCCCAAUGAGUGGGAAGGAGACCUCCGUCUGCCCCAAGCACGGUCCAGCCUUAGCGGGAUGCCAGCGUGUGCCCCUCCCCCUUCUCUCCCAAGCACAUCCCCUUUCCCCGUUUAUUUCUAGUGCCCCACUAUCUGGUCUUGUGAGUCUGUACUCCAAAUGAGCCCAAAGACUCGGCUGGGAGCAUCUUCCCCUCUGACCCCAUUCCUUCUUCUCCUGUCACCCUGGUUUUCCCAGCACAGCCCCGAGGAGGCUGAGGGAAGAUGGCAGAGGGUUGGCGAGACAUUGCUCACCCUCCCUGUGCCCCUUCCCCUGCCUCUACUGCCUGUUUGGGCAGGACUGCCUAAGGGGAGACAGGCUUUCAAGGCAGAGGCAAGCAGAGCAAGCCCUCCCCUCCCAAGCUGGGGGGGUCGGUUGGCCACCAAGGGAAUGGGGAGAAGGGGCAAAGCAUCUCGUCCAUCCCUGGCUGAGGGGGAAAGAGUGCAGCACUGCCAUUAAAGGGAACAAAAUCAAGCAAAAAAAAAAAAAAAAAAAAAAAGAGACAGAGGAUGAUGGUGGCCAGAGGAGCCUUGCUGCCCAUCCCUGGCCUUUUGCGUGCUGGGUUGGGCUGCUGCCCUUGCCUCCACCUGGCUCCCCUGCUUUGAGCUGCUCCUGGCCAAGGACAGGGCUGCUGCCAGCCUUGGAACUGGAGGGGUGAUGGAGUGGGCUAGUAUUUUCCCCAUGGAGUGCCUGAGAAUACACUGUUUCCAUGCCGCAUGGUCACCAAUGUCUCAAUACAUGUGUGUGUGCACACGUGUAUGUGUCCAGGGGGGAGAGGGUUAUUUCGGGGGUUUCAUGGUUGCUCAGCCCAGUGUCCAGCUUCCAGUGCUCCCCUGCGACCCCAAGUCCUACUUCGUGCUUUCAGCAACAGCUGCUCCUGCACCGGGGGGAGGUGAAGCAGGCAGAGGGGACAGCCCUGCCACCCGCAUCACCCCCCCGCAGGGUCCCCGCCGGCAGUGGGGCAGCUCAGCCCACUGCGGGGGGAUGCGUGGGGGCAGGGCGCAGCCCUCGUGCCAAGUGGGAAACACUGUGACCUUCAUGCACCCCGCCGAGUUGUCCCCUCUUCCUUGCUCGCUCACGCGCUUUCUCUAAUGCACGUUUGUGAAAGGAGCCCCUGAUGCGCACCCAUGUUGGGGCAUUUCUUUUGUAAAGUUGAUCGUGAACAAUAAACGUGACAUUUUCU